AUUUCGCUGUUGGUCAGUGCAUAACGGAAACGACGCACAUACGAACAGACAGUCUGGUGGUUCUGAAAGCGACUAGGGCAAACCGAAUAACAGAAAACAGUUUGCUAAUUUUAAGCUUCAUAAUUGUGUUAGAGGCAUUCAUGAAAUAGUUAUUAUCAAAUUUGGAAAAAUGAUUUCCCCGUGGGACCGGUGGUACUCCACCAGCUGCUGCCUUUGCUGCCAUGUCCGGACGGGCACCAUUAUCCUUGGUAUUUGGUACAUGUUGAUCAAUGCAGUGGUCCUACUCAUCCUCCUGUCUGCGCUCCAUGACCCAGUGCAAUACCGCUACCACCUUACUAGCGCUGAGCUGGGCACAGAUUUUGAUGUCAUGGAUGAUGCAAACAUGUGUAUAGCCACAGCCAUUUCCCUGGUCAUGAUCCUUAUAUGUGGUAUGGCAACCUAUGGUGCUUACAAGCAACAUGCCGCUUGGAUCAUUCCCUUCUUCUGCUACCAAAUAUUUGACUUUGCCCUUAACACCUUGGUAGCCAUUAGUGUGGUGGUUUACCCCAACACAGUCCAGGACUACCUCCAGCAGCUGCCCGGGACAUUCCCGUACAAAGAGGACAUCAUGUCCACCAAUAACAUGUGCCUCGUGUUUGCAGUGCUCCUCUUUGUAGGCUGCAUCCUAUCCUUCAAGGCCUACCUGAUUGGCUGUGUAUGGAAUUGCUACAGGUAUGUGAGUGGUCGAGGUUCCACCGAGAUCCUGGUUUAUGUCACAACAAAUGACACCACAGUCCUGCUGCCCUCUUAUGAGGAGGUCAUUGCCAUUCCCCCCAAGGAGCCUCCUCCCCAGUAUGUGGAAGCAUGAGAGACUCACACUACACUGGAUCCUUUAACUCCUCCCCCCUCCACCGUCCACCCCAAAUCCAGAGCCCUACACAGGCACUCGGUAUCCCUUGUCUCAGGUCUGUCAGCAUUGUCCCCCACUGAAGGUUAAAAGUACAGUUAAGGGAGCUGAUUCCAGACCUGCACUUUGAGACAGCUCCAGCCCAGUGUCCUCUGUCCCUCCUCCUCCUUGCUGCUGUGACGCUCUCCUCCCUCUCCACUCGUGACGUUGUCCCAACUUUGAGACGUCCUUCUCCCACUGUAGGACGAUGCAGUCAAUUGACCACCCACCCCCUCUCCAUUUGAUUAGCACUUUCUGUUAUUAGAGUGUGCACUUGACCAUUCACUGUUAGCCCUACCCUCUACUAUGAACUAUAUUCCGAUACUGUAGUUGGUCUGUAGCCAAACUUCAUGUCCCAGAGGUUGCAAUGCAGAGGGAAAAAGUUAACGGAGCCAGAGCGGGAAAAUGGGAUCGCUUAUGCAAGGCCACUUACAAAAAAUAAAGAAUUCUCCGGUACUUACUGAAUGUAACAUCGGGGGUAUUUUUAUAAGACUUUUUAUAACCCGUAAACAUUGAAUACUAAUUGUGAAGAAGAAAAUAAUGCGGUACUAGUCAGGGUGAAAUACUGUAAACACCUAUCUCUGUCACUGGACUAUGUCUAGGAAACUGAGGGUCUUAAAAGAGUGUCUUGACCAAUAACAGUAAAUAUUUUUCUUCUGUGUUUUCCUUUUGUAUCCAUGUACCAUUAUGUCAGUAACCCAUCACCCAGUCUUUGCAAUUUAUUGAAGUUGGCCCUUUCUAUUGUAUUCACUUGUAGGUCUCAUGCAUUCAAGUACUUAUUACAUUACUGUAACAUACACACAUACUUACACAGACACAAAAUAUGUAAAUAUGUGCAUGUUUGUGUGAGAAUGUCUCCAGUUGAUGUACAUCUUGUGUUAUGUUGAACAGUUGCAGACCUGCAAUGACCAUAAUCUUUGAUUUUUACAUCAAAGUAUUUGAUCUGAUAUUUUUAGCUGAGCUAACUUAGCUGGUCUGAGGGCAUUACCUGGAAAGACAGCACGAUAUGCUGCUACACGUGGAAAAGGGUUGGAUUUCAUGUUGCUUCUAGUUUAUUUGUAUGCAGAUACAUGCACAUGCAGCAAUAUUGUUUUAUUAUUCUUACAGUCAGUCAGCUUUUGACAGUUAAAACUGAUGGAAUUCCCUAAAUAACAUAGUAAUGCAACCCUAGGAUACACAGCUGGUUCCAGUAAGUGCUCCAAAAAGUCACUAUUUGUUGCAGUUGCACUUAUUGGGAAUUGCAGAGUAUGCAAUUGUACUAUCUCCACUGGUUUCAUCUGUAUCACAAAGCAAUGGGCCUGAGUAAAUCCUAAUUGUCCUUUUAAUCAGUCAAAAGCUCCAUUCAACAAUUCAUAUGAGACAAAUGUGACUAAUAAUAAUUCUAGAGUUUGUUUUAUUGAAUUGCAUUGGGUAAACACUGCUUUUGCAAAUCCAACCAUGUCUAUUCAAACUGUAGAGAAUUUGCACUUUAAGACCAUCUUCUUCUUCCACUCUGGGUUGUUUCAGAUGGACUGUAAUAGACUGUUCUAGUAAAUGAAUAAGAAACAAAUGUCUAAUUUGACUUAUUGUUUGGCUGUGAGUGAAAUAUCCUUCAUUCAGACCCUCUUUUCUUUUAUGGAAAACUGAAUAGGUUGUUCAUCGGUGUUGCCUGAUCCUAUCACAAAUGUUUGUUGAAUAUGCUAUGGCUCCUAUCUUUAAUUAUAAUAAAAUACAUCAUGUGGUA
This is a messenger RNA of Osmerus eperlanus (European smelt), 2648 nucleotides long. It is a transcript of the gene laptm4b, whose product is annotated as lysosomal protein transmembrane 4 beta. Gene Ontology annotation, cellular component: lysosomal membrane. NCBI's taxonomy places the organism in Eukaryota, Metazoa, Chordata, Actinopteri, Osmeriformes, Osmeridae. The coding region runs from base 170 to 847 and encodes 225 amino acids. The record is from RefSeq and is a predicted model, not a curated record. The transcript is spliced from 7 exons.